This is a messenger RNA of Sycon ciliatum, 13834 nucleotides long. Its product is annotated as dynein axonemal heavy chain 1-like. Lineage: Eukaryota; Metazoa; Porifera; Calcarea; Leucosolenida; Sycettidae. The coding region runs from base 366 to 13262 and encodes 4298 amino acids. The transcript has 78 exons. Gene Ontology annotation, biological process: microtubule-based movement. Gene Ontology annotation, molecular function: ATP binding; dynein intermediate chain binding; minus-end-directed microtubule motor activity. The record is from RefSeq and is a predicted model, not a curated record. Gene Ontology annotation, cellular component: dynein complex.
CGGGAUUAGUAUCGGUUUGUACAAAAACUGUUCAAGCGACAUGACCAUGAUGGCUGGUGACAGGCUAUGUCAGUGUAGACGCUGACAGUACUGGCAUCGGUGGUCUGUGUUCAGGCUAAAUAACCAUGAUGUGAGUGAAUGAUGAGCUCGGUGGGAUGGCAACAUCGAUCUUCGAAACAAAUUUGAAAGAAAUUGGUUCAUAGUCAAAUGUUGCCAAACCACUCUUUCGCUAAUACCUCUGCUACAUUGUAUCGUGCGGCAAAGCUUCUUUUCAAUCUUCUCUUGCCCACAAUUGCCAGUUGAAUGGAGGAGUAGUUCUUUCCGAGCUCGCAGGGUUUGCCACCACUUCGCGUGGCACAGCCGAAAUGGAUGGAAACUCGGACGGAACAGCAGCGAGGCCGCCAGGACGGUUACCACCCAGCACAGCGAGAAAGACGCCGGGCAGCGCUUUCAAUGGCCGCUCGGCGCAGUUACCACCGCUGCGGCGAGCAUCAGCGUCCACAGGGCGUCGUCCAGUGUUAGUGAGUGCUGAUGGUACUCGAGAACGUAGUGCACAGCCGAGAAGGAUGGCGGGAGGAAAGGCCAAUAGUGGCACUGAUGCUGAUGCUGAUGUUGGACAGAAGAAAGGACGUGCUGCGUUCUACUCGGAUUUGAUUGCGGCGGACUCGCUAACACCUGCUGCUGAAAUGCAGACUGUCAAAGAGGAUUCUUUUCUUGGACCAACCGAAUUCGACCAAGCAUUCAGUGCUCAGACGACUGCAGGAGUGCAUUGCGUCCCUGCGGACAAAUUCAAAGGUCCCUACGAUCUUCUGAAUGCGAUGCGCAAAGGUGGUCCGACAGCAAAGAAAGAUGAUUUGACGCCGUUCCCGGAAAGGUCUCGGCAGCCGAAAGUUCAAAUCGCCUAUGACACCAGGCGCGGCAUUAUGCCACGCUACGUUCAGAUGGAGCGGAAUCGCCGGCUUUUCCGGGAUUAUAACAUUGAGCAGUUGCUGGCUGAGCGCAAUGUGGACAUUGACGACCUCAAAGCCGCUGAGAAUUGUCACGCGCCACGUGGUCUGCUGAAUGCAAAGUCAAAGUAUGAGGACAACACUGGAUGCUGGGCGUUCGCACCUUACCUGCCACUUCCCAUCUUUGACAACACUGAUUUUGAGUGUCGAAGCGUCGAUGAUUGGAUGGAGCAAGGAGUGCUUGAAGAGAAAUGCUCCGAUGGAAGUGUGAAGCGUGUACAGCAUCCUCUCCCAGCCAAAGCAUUUCUGCCGGUGGUCCAGCAUCCUAAGGCACCCAUCCUGUCGGCUACUAGUCGCAUCAGGCCGAAGAAGGGACGCUUCGACCGACCAGUACUGAAAGGCAAAAGCGAGUCGUCUGAGGACACAGCAGCACAACACGCAUGGGUUCCUGUAGCCGUGUUCAAGCACCUCGAGCGAUAUGGGUGCUUUCUUGUUUGCAGAGUCGACAAUGCGGGAAUACCUCUGGCGGACUGCAGCCUGAAAGCGAGGAAAAAUGGAAUUGAUAAAGAUGAUCUCCACUACCGCGUUCCGCGCGUCUUGCUGAUGUUCGAUGCGGAGGAUCCUGUCAAUUUUGCCAAUCGUGUAGCCGAUGCUGAGCGAAGGCGUCGCUAUUGUGAGGCGAUAAUCCGCUACAAUCUCUACCUGGAUUGCUUUCCAACCGAAGGCUUGCUUCCAAUUCCCAGCUCAUCUCUGAACAGACUUGUUCACUAUGUGUCUGAUACAGUCAACCUGAAACAAACGCCAAAGGCUGAAGAGUAUUUGACUCGCCUCUGCCGUCAGAUCUCUUUGGAGUAUCAACGUGCAAUGGCAAAGUUACAGUUUGACAUUGAAGUGAAACGAUCUCCGGACCAGUACCCCUAUGUAACUCUGCCAAAGCCAGAGCCUGAAAGAGUGCCGAACACAGGGAAAGUCCCCAUUCCAGCAUUUGACUUUGCAACAGCGUUGCAAGUCCUUAAAUUCAAGACACUGUUGAUCAGCACCAGUGCACAGAAUGUGCUAUUUUCGCUGUCGUCAGAGUGCUUUGCAGCCGCUGCAUGCAACCUCUUUCAGACCGGCCUUAAUAAGACAAUGAAACUAUUUGACUUCGACCAGAUGCAAUCGCAGAGCUGCGUACAGGUGAAGACGUAUCUGAGUGAGACAUUCUUCAUCAAUCUGCGCAACGCUAUCCGUCACAGUUUGCGUGAUGUUGGUAAGGGCUGGUUCAAUCCAAAAGAGAAGGACGUGGAUGUCUAUCUGGGCUCAAAGCUCAAGAAGCUGAUGGAAGUAGUCAAGUAUGCCAUGCAGGAUUCAAUUCGCUCCCUUGUCGAGCGGUCACUGAAGGACUUUGUGGGUAUGAUAACUGACAACUGCCGGGAUAUUGUCAGUGUUGCAUCCAGCUUUGAGUGGAUUGGCCCUGUCAAUGUCAGCCCAUUCGAGUCGUCAUGCACACCACUGUUUGGCCUUGAGAUGACCAUAUCCAAGUCCGGCAUUGGCUUCAGUACUCCUCUCAAUAGCAUUGUGCCUUGUCUGCUUGCAAUAUUCAAGAAGGCCUUUGAAUGCACCAAGAAAGUGGGAAACCUUGAGCCGUUGAUCCUGGAAUACCUGUUCUGGAAAGGCGGUGUAGCACCAUUGGAGACCGUCGGAGAGGACGAGCCUCCUGUCGUUGCUCUGCGUGAGCACUUGGUACACUGCAUAGAACAGGCUUUGGUUCCGCUACAUGCCCUGGCCCGGCGCUUUGAAGAACACAUGAUGCUGUUCAAUACCGAGGUCCAGCCCUAUCUCGAAGGUUUCAAGGCGACCGAACGUACACCUGAGCAGAUUAGAGUGGAGAUAUCCAAGCACAUCGCGGCUCGCAAGGAGUUGGAAGACACGUUACCUAUGCAGCUUCACAUCGGUCCGUUUGCUCUAGGCUGUGAGGCCAUUCGCAAUAUUUUGAUCAAACGGCGUUCUGAUCUUGCUCAUGGCCUCUUGGACUUCUUGGUUGCCAAGCUCAGAGAGCAGUCUGAUGAGGUUUGCAAUGAAUUCCAGAAGUUAUCCUUCAAGCUCUUCACUAAGCCCAACAGCAUUGAGGAGCUGAUGGAACAGAAGGAGUUCAUGAAGACCAUUCCCGAUGCCGUCGCUGCUCAAAUGGACGAUGUUAACCGUCUCAACCAAGAUUAUGAUGUCUUUGAUGAGUUCUUGUACAAUCUUAAUGAUGAUGACUUCAUUUCGCGCUGGACGUUGGUCGGCUGGCCAGCCAAGCUAGAAAGGCAGGUGGAGCAAGUCACUGUUAGUCAAGCGCAUGAUGAAGAGCAUUUCAAGAAGAAUCUCCUGACUGAUCGGACGGAUUAUGUCGACAAAGUGGAUGCUUUGGAGCUGGCAGUGGCUGGAUUCUCCGGCUACACUGAUCUUGGGCGUGCGAAAGAAACCGCUGUGGAGGCUAGACGCGUUGCUGGUCUGCUCAAAGACUACCAACAACAGUCCCAGAUCAUCAAUCAGCGAGAGAGGUUGUUUGAGUUGCCGGUGUCUUCGAAUGAGAAAUUGAUGAAGCUGGUACGUAUGUUUGAGCCCUACAAGAACCUGUGGAUCACGGCAGCUGAUUGGCUGGUGUGGAAUGAUGCUUGGAACAAUGAGCCACUGACAAACAUUGAUCCAGAGUCGAUGGAGAGCAACGUCAGCUCUUCAUUCCGAACUAUGCACAAGUGUUCCAAGCUUUUCAAGGACAAACCAGGUUGUCAAGGCGUUGCAGACGAGAUCAAGCGUCAGAUCGAGGAGUUCAAGCCCUACGUGCCGCUCAUUCAAGCUCUAAGAAACCCAGGCAUGCGUACUCGCCACUGGGAUCAGCUUUCAGCUGACCUUGGCUUUCAAGUGCGCCCCAAGCCAUCAUUCACCUUUCAGAAGUGCUUGGAGAUGAAGAUGGACGAGCACAUUGAUGUGAUAUCCAAGGUGGCUGAGGUCGCCGGCAAGGAAUUCUCUAUUGAACAGGCUCUUGACAACAUGGAGGAUCAGUGGAAGGCGAUUGUUCUGGAAAUUAUAGCAUACAAGGAGACCGGAACGUCCAUCAUGCGCGCCAGUGAAGAAUGCUCGCAGCUGCUUGAUGAUCACAUAGUCAUGACACAGAGUAUGGCGUUCUCACCGUACAAGAAGCCAUUCGAGCAGCGCAUCAACGCCUGGGAGAACAAGCUGAAAGUCACACAGGAUGUCAUGGACGAGUGGGUGGCCUGUCAGCGUUCCUGGCUCUAUCUGGAGCCAAUCUUCAGCUCUGAUGACAUUAUGCGCCAGCUGCCGGUCGAAGGCAAGCGCUAUCAGACGAUGGAUCGCAUGUGGCGCAAGGUCAUGAGCAGGGCUAAAGAAGAACCAAGGGUCAUUGUUCUGUGUCCGGACAACACUCUUCUAGAGAGUCUGCGUGAGUGCAACCGUCUUCUGGAUCAGGUCCAGAAGGGACUGAGUGAAUACUUGGAGACGAAGCGCUCCGCAUUCCCGCGCUUCUACUUCCUCUCCGAUGAUGAGCUGUUGGAGAUUCUAUCGCAGACCAAGGAUCCUACUGCUGUUCAGCCUCACUUGAGGAAGUGCUUUGAGAACAUAGCCAAGCUUACCUUCCUAGAGGAUCUGAAGAUCACAGAGAUGUUCAGUAGCGACGGUGAGAAGGUGCCGUUCAGCGAGGAGCUGUAUCCAACGGGCAAUGUGGAAGACUGGCUGCUGGAAGUCGAGCGUGUCAUGCGUGCAAGCUUGAAUGACAUCCUACGCCGUGCUCUGGAGGCAUAUCCAGUGACACCACGAACAGAGUGGGUGCUACAAUGGCCAGGUCAGAUUGCCAUUGCUGGCUGUCAGACGUUUUGGACAUCAGACGUGACCGCGGCCAUCGAAGCCGAUGAGCUUGCGGCGAGCAAGAUGAACCUGGACAACCAGCUGGCUGACCUGGUGGCCUUGGUGAGAGGCAACCUGACUCGUAUGCAGCGCUCAAUCAUGUCAGCGCUCAUUGUCAUCGAGGUUCACUCCAGGGACGUCUGUGCCAAGAUGGUCGGCGAAGACGUGAAGAACGUCAAUGACUUCGAAUGGAUCAGUCAAUUGAGGUACUACUGGGUAGAGAACAAUCUGUUCACGCGCGCCGUCAAUGCAGAGUUUGAGUAUGGCUACGAGUACCUGGGUAACUCCGGUCGGCUCGUCAUCACACCACUGACUGAUCGGUGCUAUUUGACACUAACCGGCGCUCUGCAUCUCAAGUUUGGUGGAGCUCCAGCUGGUCCUGCAGGAACAGGCAAGACAGAGACAACUAAGGAUCUUGCCAAGGCCAUGGCUAUCCAGUGUGUUGUGUUCAACUGCUCUGACCAACUUGACUUUAUGGCAAUGGGAAAGUUCUUCAAGGGACUGGCUAGCGCUGGUGCUUGGGCCUGCUUCGACGAGUUCAACCGAAUCGACAUCGAAGUGUUGUCCGUCGUUGCUCAGCAGAUCACAACCAUUCAGCUCGCUCAGCAACAGAGGCUGGACCGGUUCCUGUUUGAAGGAGUUGACAUCGGUUUGAAGGCAUCGUGUGCUGUCUUCAUCACCAUGAAUCCUGGAUAUGCAGGACGCACUGAACUGCCGGACAAUUUGAAGGCAUUGUUCCGUCCGGUGGCUAUGAUGGUGCCAGACUACGCUAUGAUAGCAGAAAUCAUGCUCUUCUCGUUUGGAUUCUCCGACGCCCGUGUCAUGUCCAAAAAGAUCACCACCACAUUCAAGCUGUCAUCGGAACAGCUCAGCUCUCAGGAUCACUAUGAUUUCGGUAUGAGAGCUGUGAAAACUGUCAUAUCGGCCGCUGGCAAUCUGAAGAGAGCUAACCAAGACAUGGAUGAGGAACUGAUUGUCCUACGUGCUAUUCGAGAUGUCAACGUACCCAAGUUCCUGCAAGAUGAUCUGAAGCUCUUCAACGGCAUUGUCUCUGAUCUCUUCCCACAAAUAAAGGAGCAGCCAAUCGAUUAUGGAGACUUGGAGGCGUCCAUUCGAACAUGUACCAUCAACUCUGGACUGAAGGAUGUUGACAAUUUCAUCACUAAGUGCAUUCAGCUGUACGAGACUACAGUUGUCAGACAUGGACUGAUGUUGGUCGGACCUACUGGAUCUGGAAAGACGCAGUGCUAUCGCGUGCUGAAGAAAGCUCUGUCUGCACUCAAAGGACAAGUGGCACCGACUGGAUAUGAGUUUACGGAAACUCACACGUUUGUAGUCAACCCGAAGUCCAUCACCAUGGGUCAGCUGUAUGGAGAGUUUGACUUACUGACCCAUGAAUGGACGGACGGCAUUCUCUCAUCCCUCAUUCGCUGGGGAGCUUCAGCCCAGGACGAGGACAAGAAGUGGUACAUGUUUGAUGGUCCAGUGGAUGCUGUGUGGAUUGAGAACAUGAACACUGUACUGGACGACAACAAGAAACUCUGCCUUAGCAGUGGAGAGAUCAUCAAACUCUCUGAGGUGAUGACAAUGAUGUUUGAAGUGCAGGAUCUAGCGGUGGCCAGUCCAGCUACGGUCAGUCGCUGUGGCAUGGUCUACCUUGAACCCAGCAUUCUUGGACUGCAGCCGUUUGUCGAGUGCUGGCUGAAGAGGCUGCCCAAGGCUCUCACUGGCUAUGCAGACCAAUUGAGCAAGCUCUUUGACACAUACAUGGAGCCAUGUGUUGACUUUCUCCGUGAGAACGCCAAGGAGUAUGUUCCCUCCGUGGAUAGCAACCUGUGUGGCAGUAUGAUGCGUAUCCUGGACUGCUUCUUUGCACCAUUUGCACCUCCAAAGAAGCAGCUCGGAGGCAGUGCCAAAACCGUGGAAGUCACAUCGGAGAAGCAAUCUCUCAUAGCCAAGCUAAUUGAACCGUGGUUCUUCUUUGCUCUGGUGUGGGGCAUCGGCGGUAGUUGUGAUGAAGAUGGCCGGUGCAAGUUAGACAAGUGUCUGCGUGAGAAGAUGAAAGAAAACAAUGUUGCUCUGCCGUUUCCAGAGGAGGGUCUUGUUUACGACUAUCAGAUUGAUGACCUGGGUGUGAGCAAAGUUGCUGGUGAUGAUGAUGACGAUGACGAUGCCAAAAAGAAGAAGAAAAAGAAGGUAUCCUGGGUGGGCUGGAUGGAGGGUUUGCCAGACGUGGUUGUUGAUCCAAAGCGGUACUCAGAUAUCAUUGUGCCUACAAUGGAUACGGUGCGAUCAGCAGCACUCAUGGAGUUGCUAUUGACACACGACAAACAGGUGUUAUGUGUGGGCCCAACUGGUACGAGUAAAACUUUGACUGUCGCCAGCAAGCUGCUCAGUCACAUGCCCAAGGAAUUCCUAUCCGAGUUCAUUUCAUUCUCGGCUCGCACCGGUGCCAAUCAAACACAGGAUAUGAUUGACUCAAAGCUGGAUAAGAGACGGAAGGGCAUCUUCGCCCCACCACUGGGCAAGUUCUGCAUCUUCUUUAUUGAUGACCUCAACAUGCCGGCAUUGGAAACGUACGGUGCACAGCCUCCAAUAGAACUGCUCCGCCAGUGGAUGGACCAUGGCGGCUGGUAUGAUAGAAAACAGAUAGGCGCUUUCCGUAACCUUGUUGACAUUGGCUUCAUCUGUGCAAUGGGUCCUCCUGGUGGCGGUAGAAACCCGGUAACGCCGCGUUUCCUUCGUCACUUCAACUUCUUGACAUUCUGCGAAAUGGAGACAUCGAGCAAGCACAGGAUCUUCAAAACAAUCCUUGAUAGUUGGUUAGUUGAAUUGCCAGACUGUGCAGCACUGAGCGACAUACUGGUGACAACGACCAUUGACAUCUACGGGACGAUCACUUCCCAGCUCUUGCCCACGCCAGCCAAGUCACAUUAUACAUUCAACUUGCGUGACCUGUCCAAGGUCUUUCAAGGCCUACUCAUGGCCAAGCCAUCUAAAGUGAAGGACGACGUGGGCCUGUACCGUCUGUGGUUCCACGAGUGCUGCCGUGUGUUCGAAGACCGCCUGGUGAACAACGAGGAUCGUAACUGGUUUGAAGACCUGUUGCGCAACAAGAUGGCAACUGAUCUGAAUGUUUCCGUGGAUGAUGUUUUACCUCACGGCCUUCCAAUUUACGGUGAUUUUGCACAAGGUUCAGACGUGAAGACGUACGAGGAGAUCACCGACAUUGGAAAGAUGGUUCGUGUAAUUGAAGAAAACCUGGAGGAUUACAACCAGACAAGCACAGCUCCCAUGAAUCUCGUGCUGUUCUUGGACGCCGCACGGCACGUAGCUCGUAUCAGCCGUAUCAUCCGACAGCCACUGGGCAAUGCGCUGCUACUUGGUGUUGGCGGCAGUGGUCGUCAGAGUCUCACACGACUGGCGUCCCAUAUGGCUGACUUUGAAUGCUUCCAAAUUGAGCUCUCUAAGAACUAUGGCAUCACGGAGUGGAAAGAAGACCUGAAGAAUAUCAUGCUGAAGGCUGGGUUAGAGGACAUAUCCAUGGUCUUCUUGUUCAGUGAUACUCAGAUCAAAGAAGAAAGCUUCCUGGAGGAUAUCAACAACAUUCUGAACUCUGGCGAUGUGCCGAAUAUCUAUGCCUUGGACGAAUUGGACAAGAUCUAUGCUUCGAUGAAAGGCAUUGUGCAAGACAUGGGGUUGGCCCCCACCAAGGCGAACUUGUUCUCUGCUUACACCAAGCGCGUCCGCUCAAACAUUCACAGUGUCAUCACCAUGAGCCCCAUUGGUGAGACAUUCCGUGAGCGUUUGCGUAUGUUCCCGUCGCUGGUCAAUUGCUGCACCAUCGAUUGGUUCUCCGCGUGGCCAGACGAGGCUCUGCAAUCAGUGGCACGCUCUUUCAUGAGCGAAAUGACAGAGUUGGAUGUUGAGGCUGAUGUCAUCACGGGCUUGGUUGACAUCUGCGUCGCUAUUCACAUGUCCGUUGCGGAUGUAUCCAAGAAGUUCCUGUCUGAGCUGUCACGUCACAACUAUGUGACACCGACUAGCUACCUGGAGCUUCUUGGUAUCUUCUCAAAGCUACUCAAAGUGAAGAAGACUGAAGUCCUGAACCAGCGUAACAGAACGAAGAUAGGCUUGGACAAGCUGCUGUCCACAGCGAAAGAAGUUGCCAAGCUCCAAGAGGAUCUGGAAGAGAUGCAGCCCAUGUUGAAGAAGGCUCAAGUGGAGACCGAGGAGACCAUCGUUCAAAUCAAUAGAGAUACGUUAGUCGCCAAUGAGACUCGAGCGCGGGUGAAACAAGAGGAGGAGCAGGCACUUCAGAAAGCCAUGGAAACUGAAGCAAUCAAAAACAGCGCCCAGAAAGAUCUGGAUGAAGCUUUGCCAGCGUUGGAUGCUGCUCUGGCUAGUUUGAAAUUGCUUAACAAAGGCCACGUCACCGAGGUUCGGUCUCUAACACGCCCGCCGCAAGGUGUACGCAUGGUGAUCGAGGCAUGCUGUAUCAUGAAGGAAGUCAAGCCAAAGAAGGUGGCUGGUGACAAGCCGGGUGUGAAGAUCGACGACUAUUGGGAAGUUGGCAAGGCAAUGAUUCAAGAUCCAAACAAGUUUUUGGAAAGUUUGUUCAACUAUGACAAGGAAAACAUCCCCAGCCAAGUUAUUGAAAAGAUUCAGCCGUAUAUCGACAAUCAGGAUUUCAUGCCUGAGGCUAUCAAGAAGGUUUCCUUGGCGUGCACAUCUAUUUGCCAAUGGGUGCGUGCCAUGCACAAAUAUCACUUUGUGGCCAAGGGUGUCGAGCCUAAACGACAAGCCUUGAAGGCAGCACAGAAGGAACUUGAAGAGACACAGAGAACUCUGGCAGCUGCCAAGAAGGAACUGGACGGUGUCGAACAGGGCAUCGCUGUCCUCCAAGCUCGCUUCCAGGAGUGUGAGGCAAAGAAAGUCGAGCUAGCUAACAACGUCGAUACCUGCAGUGCUCGCCUCGGUCGUGCCGAGAAGCUCAUAGGAGGACUUGCUGACGAGAAAGACCGCUGGGCGGACUCCGUGGAAAAUCUCAAUGCCAUGCUGAUCAACAUUGUGGGAGAUGUACUGGUAGCGGCCGGUGCAGUGGCCUAUCUCGGUCCUUUCACUGGUGAAUACCGAGCAGCCAUGGUCACGGACUGGAUGAGUAAGCUUGCCGUGAAGAGUUUACCGCACACGCCAGGCAGUAACCUGCUGAGCAUCCUAGGUGACCCGGUUGCUAUCCGCAGUUGGCAGAUUGCCGGCCUGCCGCGAGAUAAUCUCUCCGUGGAGAAUGGUAUUGUAACGCAGUUCUCCAACCGAUGGCCGCUGUUCAUCGACCCGCAGGGCCAAGCCAAUCGCUGGGUGAAGAACAAGGAGAAGGAACGUGGUCUUGAUGUCGUCAAACUCACUGAUCGGGAUUUCCUUCGGAGCUUGGAAAACGCAGUGCGCUUUGGAAGGGCGUGCUUGCUCGAGAACGUUGGAGAGGAGUUGGACCCGGCACUGGAGCCAAUCUUGUUGCGACAGACGUACAAGCAAGCAGGCAGUAUCGUGAUCAAGCUCGGCGACGCUGUUAUACCGUAUCACAAUGACUUCUGCUUCUACAUCACCACCAAGCUACCCAACCCUCACUACACACCAGAGGUAUCCACCAAGGUUACCCUGGUCAACUUCACGCUAUCGCCAAGCGGUCUGGAAGAUCAAUUGCUAGCACUAGUAGUUGCAGAAGAACGCCCGGACCUGGAGGAAGCCAAGAACCACCUGAUUGUGAACAAUGCUAAGAUGAAGCAGGAACUGAAGGAAAUCGAGGACAAGAUCCUGGAGAAACUUAGCUCAUCAGAGGGAAGUCCUGUUGAUGACGUGGAUCUCAUCGACACCCUUGAACGCUCCAAAGUGAAAUCUGAGGAGAUCAAGACCAAAGUUGCUUCUGCUGAAGCCACCGAGAAGGAGAUUGACGACACGCGUAGCCAGUACAUUCCUGUCGCACGCCGCACACAGAUCCUCUUCUUCUGUGUAACGGAUCUUAGCAAUGUAGAUCCUAUGUAUCAAUAUUCCCUGGAGUGGUUCAUUGGCAUCUUCAAGAACGGAAUAGCAAAAGCGGAACCAUCAGAGGAUGUGGUCGAAAGGAUCGGUCACAUCAACGAGUUCUUCACAUUCAGUCUCUACUCCAAUGUAUGUCGCUCGCUGUUCGAGAAGCACAAGCUACUCUUCUCCUUCCUGCUGUGUGCCCGCAUAUUGAUGGAUGACAACCGGAUCAACAUGGAUGAAUGGAGAUACUUGCUAGCAGGAGGAACAACCAGUCCAGAGAAGAUUCCCAACCCAGCCUCGGAAUGGCUGAGUGAACGAGCAUGGUUUGAAUUCCUCAACUUGACUGUCCUCCCAACAUUUGCAGCCUUUGCAACGGAUUUUCCAAAUCACACGGGUGCGUUCAGAGCUGUGUUUGACAGUCCUGACCCUCAUCGAGAACCAUUGCCAGGCAAGUGGAAUGAGGACUUAGAUACAUUCCAGAAAAUGCUGGUGCUGCGGUGUCUACGUGUUGACAAGAUCACCAAUGCAAUGCAGGAUUUUGUCGCUCAUCAUCUUGGCCAACGUUUUAUUGAACCUCAAACUGCGGAUUUGAGUGCAGUGUUUGGGGAUUCGUCACCGACAAUACCUCUCAUUUUUGUGCUGUCCACUGGAACGGAUCCGGCAGCUAGCCUCUACAAGUUUGCUGAUGAAAUGAACUUCACACGGAAGCUGAAUGCCAUAUCCCUUGGACAGGGACAGGGUCCGCGCGCUGAGGAAUUGAUGCAGCAAGCAAUGGACCGCGGCAAAUGGGUAUUCUUCCAGAACUGCCACUUGUCGCCGAGUUGGAUGCCCGCCCUGGAAAGACUGAUUGAGAACAUUGACAAAGAAAAGGUCCACAAAGACUUUCGACUAUGGCUAACAAGUAUGCCCAGUCCCAAAUUCCCUGUUCCUAUCCUUCAAAACAGCUCCAAGAUGACCAUUGAACCACCAAAGGGCAUCAAGGCGAACUUACUGCGCUCAUAUACUGGAUUCUCUGUCGAGUUCCUUGAGACCUGCUCCAAGGCCGAGCAAUUCAAGGGCCUGCUGCUAUCUCUCUGUCUCUUCCAUGGCAUCACGCUUGAGAGACGCAAGUUUGGAGCUCUGGGUUUCAACAUUCCUUACGAGUUCACUGAAGGUGACUUGGCAAUAUGUAUCAGCCAGCUGAAGAUGUUCUUGAAUGAGUACUCCGACAUCCCAUAUAAGGUCUUGACGUACACUGCUGGACAUAUCAACUAUGGCGGACGAGUCACCGAUGACUGGGAUCGGCGAUGCCUCAUGAAUAUUCUACAUGACUUCUAUGAUCCUACAGUGCUUAAAGACGAUCACGCCUUCUCGCCGUCGGGAAUCUACCACCAGUUCCCAGGCAACACGGAGCAUCAAGUGUAUGUGGAGUACAUCAAGAACUUGCCGAUCAACGACACACCAGAGAUAUUUGGCUUGCAUGAAAACGCUAACAUCACGUUUGCCCAGAACGAAACGUUCUCGCUUCUCGACGGCCUGUUGACCAUGCAGCCAAAGACUGGCAGCGGCAAGGGCCGCUCUCGGGAAGAGGUGGUAUCUGAGACGGCUAACAGCAUUCUAGAGCGUGUCAGUGAUCCACUGAACCUGUCGGCGGUGAUGAAGCGUUACCCCGUGCUUUACGAGGAGAGCAUGAACACUGUGCUCAUACAAGAGGUCAUCCGCUACAAUCGCCUGCUGACCACCGUGAAGAGAACGCUGCGUGACAUGCUGAAGGCGCUCAAAGGCCUGGUGGUGAUGUCCGCAGAGCUGGAGAAGAUGUUCAACAGCCUGUACAACAAUGCCGUUCCAGACCUUUGGGCCGGCAAGGCAUACCCGUCGCUGAAGCCACUUGCGUCUUGGGUGACGGACCUUGUGACUCGCCUGGACUUCAUACAAGGCUGGGUGGACACAGGAAUUCCAACUGUCUUCUGGAUCUCGGGAUUCUUCUUCCCGCAAGCCUUCCUCACUGGCACACUGCAGAAUUUUGCGCGUAGAGAAGUGGUGUCUAUUGACACGAUUUCGUUCGACUUCGAGGUAAUGAAGCAGCAAGCAAAGGAUCUGAAGGAGAGGCCAGCCAGUGGCUGUUACAUACAUGGUUUGUUUCUGGAGGGUGCUCGUUGGAAUGCUGAAAAUCACGAGCUUGGUGAGUCUCGGCCCAAGGAGCUAUACACAGACAUGCCCAUCAUGUGGCUGAAGCCGGCUGAAAACCGCGUUGCACCGACCAGUGGCUUCUACGAGUGCCCGGUAUACAAGACACUUCAGCGAGCAGGUACCCUCUCAACAACCGGUCAUUCAACAAACUAUGUAGUCGCUGUAGAGGUACCCUCCAGCAAACCACAGAACUACUGGAUCAAGCAAGGCGUUGCUCUCCUGUGUGCAUUGAACUACUAGACUGUCCAGUCUGCGAAGGACCUGGCACGAACGGGCAGUGAGACGGGCAGUGAACAUGUGCUGGCACGUGUAACUCUGAAGAUGCACAAUGAAAUUAUGCAUGGUUGAUGCCCAUGCAUACAAUGGAUGUUGUUUCCGGUUACUUUUUUUUCCAUAUAAUUAUUCCAAGUUCAUUUGUGUUUUGUAAGGUGAUGCAUUUACGCGUGGUGCGUGGCAAUGGGGUUGGUUUUAGUGUCAGUGAAUGGAAGUUUCAUCUUGUUUUGCUGUACGAAUAUUGAUGAUUAUUGAUGGUAGUAAUGCUGGUGGGAGUCAGGCAGAUGCCAGUGUUUUCCUUUGCUGCUUCUCAAUUUGAAUGUAAGUCGUUUGUAGUCCCGGAUGAUUGUGAAUGUAUGAAGUAAAUAUACUUUGAGUAUGCUUUCUCUUUGAUGCCAGGAUAUCUGCAGUAUUUUGAAAAUUGGUUUUAGUUGCAUACAUAGAACAUGUAGAAUACUGUACUUCAUUUACAAUUGUAUAUCACUGGUCACCGGCAGUGCCGUUAGAAUAUUGUUAGGUUACAUGGGAGAUAUAAUCUA